AUGUCUACAGAGCCAUCAGUUGAUGACAUCUUGAAUUCCAUUGCGGAAUCCUUGCCACCUAACUUCUUCAAACCUCCUACGAAGAAACAAAAAUUUGAUGAUUCCAUCGGCGUGUCAACUGAAGGAAUAGAUGAGUUCGGAAUAAAUCGUAAUCCGGAUAAUGUCCCAGAGAGUGUAUGUGAACAAAAGCUACAUACUGCAGCCCUGGCAGGAUCUGCCUUCACUCCACACCACCUGAAUGAGAUAAAUGCACGCAAAGAGACUCUUCAGUUUGAGCCAGUCUCACUCGUCCCAACAAUUCCAAGUGAAGCCCAAUCUAAUCCAGUCGUCAAGUCAGAAUCUGAUGCUAUGGAGAUGCAAAGACGCAUAAACGCCCUCCUCUCGAGUAUUGGAUGUCAAGUUCAACCAUGCAAUGAUAGUCUUGCCAGAACUUACCCUGAUUCCGGGCUUACAUCAGAGGGCACUCAUACAGCGGUUGGGAUUGAUGUAGGCGGAAGUUGGGGCUCGCAAAAUCCAAAUACAACUUCAGAGUAUGGGCAUCAAAAAGGUUUUAAGCACCGUGGGCGAUCAAAAACUCAUAACCAGGAUUGGUUUGUUGAUUACUAUGAUCCAAGCUUCAACCAAAAUCCAUGGGAGAAGCUUGAAAGGCAAUACGGUAUGUAG
This is a messenger RNA of Blumeria graminis f. sp. triticale, 663 nucleotides long. The record is from the annotation of a GenBank genome assembly. NCBI's taxonomy places the organism in Eukaryota, Fungi, Ascomycota, Leotiomycetes, Helotiales, Erysiphaceae.